Molecule: messenger RNA, 8370 nt
Organism: Bubalus bubalis (water buffalo)
Lineage: Eukaryota; Metazoa; Chordata; Mammalia; Artiodactyla; Bovidae
Gene: PDE5A
Product: phosphodiesterase 5A
Exons: 21
Coding region: 1784-4285 (833 amino acids)
Biological process (GO): signal transduction
Molecular function (GO): protein binding; 3',5'-cyclic-GMP phosphodiesterase activity
Source: RefSeq, a predicted model, not a curated record
CUCAGACACACCCCGGGGAAGGCGCGGGGCUGCGGCACCCCACCCCCACCCCCCCCGCCCUCCGCACCUGGAAACGGUGAGGACCUGGAGAGGCGGGGCGCGGCAGGAGGCUGGCCCGGCGACUGAGCAGCUCCGCCGAAAGCCUGCCCGACUGAAGCAGGGCGAAGGGGGGAGGGUCUCGAGGCGAGUUCUGCUCCUCCGAGGGAGGGACCCCAGCUGGAGUGGAAAACCAGCACCAGCUGACCACAGAGACACGCCGCGCUGAUCAUGGAGAGGGCCGGCCCCGGCUCCGCGCGGCCGCAACGGCAAUGGGACCAGGACUCGGUCGAAGCGUGGCUGGACGAUCACUGGGACUUUACCUUCUCUUACUUUGUUAGGAAAGGCACCAGGUAAGAAGAGGAGCCGCGGAAGCCCCGGCCGGGGCAUGGAGCGUGACCUGGGGUUUCUCUCUCUCCUCUAUUGAAUGCUCCCCUUCUUUAAGCAUUAAGCAGUCUCCACUCUCAGGCCCUUUGCUUUUGAAGUUGGGCCAUGAUCUUACGGUGUAGAGACCUCGACUUUUAAGGCGAGUGCAGUCGAAAAACCCAAGCGUCGGAUCCGAUCCAACUUGCUCACAAAAGUUCAAAUACAAAAAUGUAUGUGCCGAACCCCCACCCCCACCCCCUCCACACGCCGGCAGCCCUGGUAGUCCCUGGGAGCAAGAUUAUUUCCAUAUAUUUGUUCUCACGGGCCUUUCUCUAGCCUCCUGGUUCCCCUAACUCUCCUUAGCGAAACCAAAACAGUGCUUGACCCCCUUCCCUGCAGCUCCGGAAGCACCAUUUCCAACGCGGUCCCCGUGGCUCCGCUCCUCCCCCGUCCCCCUUUGCCCCGGCCCUGGCGGGGCGGAGAAGCCGGGGUAGGGGCGAGACCGAGAAGCACCCAAAGGCAGCACCAUGCCGGAACCUUCCCAGAGUGAGUGCUGUCGUCUUUUGCCCCCCUCCCAGUCCCCUGGUUGUCCCGCGCUCUUCCUUUCCUUCGCGUUUGCGCGCAAGGCGGCGGCGUGGAAGGCGCUCCGUGGAGGGGCUGGCGGCGCGCACACAAAGGACGGCGGAGAGCUGACCCCGGGGGGGUGGCAGGUCCCGCGCGGCCCGAGGCGACCCCGGAGGCCAGUCUUCCUGGUCCGGAGCCAAGCGCCGGGGCGGCUGCUGCGGAGGGUGGGGAGAAGGGAGCCUGUGCUUGGGGAGGAGGCUGCGCAGCGGACAGUCGAGGCGCGCGUGGGAAGCGCCCGCGGGAGAAUUGGAGAGGCAUCCAGGCUGAAGCCGAGGGGCUAGGAGGGUGGAACGAAGAGUGGGAGGCGGGAGGGUGCCCGGAAGCCGGAGAGUUGAUGCGAAGCCGCAGCGAGGGCGAGGCUGCUGCGCGCGGACGGGUGCUGACUCCCAGGCGCACUCCUUUGGAGAAGGGGCCCGGACUUCGCCGUCGCCGGCUCGGGGCAGCGGCCUUCGGGCAGCCGGCGCUGGCCGCCUCGGGCGGGAGGGAGGCACGCUCGGGGCGGUGAUGGUGGAGGAGCCGGCCGGGGCUGGCCGCCGGACUCCCACCCUCCGGCGCACCGCCGCGGUCCGGCCUGGCGCUCCCCGCCAGGGGGCGGCGCGGCGCGGGGCGAGCGGGCGGCGGCGCGACGGCGGGGACCGUAGGGAAGCCGGCUUCGAGCGACCCGCCUCACCUGGGCGAGUCGUCGCCCCCGACGCCUCCUGCAGUCCAGGGUCCGCCGAGGCCGCCUGGUGUGCACCUCCAACUCCCCUCGUUUGCUAUGUUGCCUUUUGGAGACAAAACAAGAGAAAUGGUCAAUGCAUGGUUUGCUGAGAGAGUCCACACCAUCCCUGUGUGCAAGGAAGGAAUCAAAGGCCACACGGAAUCCUGCUCUUGCCCCUUGCAGCCAAGUCCCCGUGCAGAGAGCAGUGUCCCUGGAACACCGACCAGGAAGAUCUCUGCCUCCGAAUUUGAUCGGCCGCUUAGACCCAUCGUUAUCAAGGAUUCUGAGGGAACUGUGAGCUUCCUCUCUGACUCAGACAAGAAGGAACAGAUGCCUCUAACCUCCCCACGGUUUGAUAAUGAUGAAGGGGACCAGUGCUCGAGACUCUUGGAAUUAGUGAAAGAUAUUUCUAGUCACUUGGAUGUCACAGCCUUAUGUCACAAAAUUUUCUUGCACAUCCAUGGACUCAUCUCCGCCGACCGCUACUCCUUAUUCCUCGUCUGUGAGGACAGCUCCAACGACAAGUUUCUUAUCAGCCGCCUCUUUGAUGUUGCGGAAGGUUCAACACUGGAAGAAGCUUCAAAUAACUGCAUCCGCUUAGAGUGGAACAAAGGCAUCGUGGGACACGUGGCUGCUUUUGGUGAGCCCUUGAACAUCAAAGACGCCUAUGAGGAUCCUCGAUUCAAUGCAGAAGUUGACCAAAUUACAGGCUACAAGACACAAAGUAUUCUUUGUAUGCCAAUUAAGAAUCAUAGGGAAGAGGUUGUUGGUGUAGCCCAGGCCAUCAACAAGAAAUCAGGAAAUGGUGGGACAUUCACUGAAAAAGAUGAAAAGGACUUUGCUGCUUACUUGGCAUUUUGUGGAAUUGUUCUUCAUAAUGCUCAACUCUAUGAGACUUCACUGCUGGAGAACAAGAGAAAUCAGGUGCUGCUUGACCUUGCUAGCUUAAUUUUUGAAGAACAACAAUCAUUAGAAGUAAUUCUAAAGAAAAUAGCUGCCACUAUUAUCUCUUUCAUGCAGGUGCAGAAAUGCACCAUUUUCAUAGUGGAUGAAGAUUGCUCCGAUUCUUUUUCUAGUGUGUUUCACAUGGAGUGUGAGGAAUUAGAAAAAUCGUCAGAUACUUUAACACGGGAACGUGAUGCAAACAGAAUCAAUUACAUGUAUGCUCAGUAUGUCAAAAAUACUAUGGAACCACUUAAUAUCCCAGACGUCAGUAAGGACAAAAGAUUUCCCUGGACAAAUGAAAACAUGGGAAAUAUAAACCAGCAGUGCAUUAGAAGUUUGCUUUGUACACCUAUAAAAAAUGGAAAGAAGAACAAAGUGAUAGGGGUUUGCCAACUUGUUAAUAAGAUGGAGGAAACCACUGGCAAAGUUAAGGCUUUCAACCGAAACGAUGAACAGUUUCUGGAAGCUUUCGUCAUCUUUUGUGGCUUGGGGAUCCAGAACACACAGAUGUACGAAGCAGUGGAGAGAGCCAUGGCCAAGCAAAUGGUCACGUUAGAGGUUCUGUCUUAUCAUGCUUCAGCUGCAGAGGAAGAAACCAGAGAGCUGCAGUCCUUAGCGGCUGCUGUGGUACCAUCUGCCCAGACCCUUAAAAUCACUGACUUCAGCUUCAGCGACUUUGAGCUGUCUGACCUGGAAACGGCACUGUGCACAAUCCGGAUGUUCACUGACCUCAACCUUGUGCAGAACUUCCAGAUGAAACAUGAGGUCCUUUGCAAGUGGAUUUUAAGUGUGAAGAAGAACUAUCGGAAGAACGUCGCCUAUCAUAAUUGGAGACAUGCCUUUAAUACAGCUCAGUGCAUGUUUGCGGCACUAAAAGCAGGCAAAAUUCAGAAGAGGCUGACGGACCUGGAGAUACUCGCACUGCUGAUUGCUGCCUUAAGCCAUGAUCUGGAUCACCGCGGUGUCAAUAACUCAUACAUACAGCGAAGUGAACACCCACUUGCUCAGCUCUACUGCCAUUCAAUCAUGGAGCAUCAUCAUUUUGAUCAGUGCCUGAUGAUCCUUAAUAGUCCUGGCAAUCAGAUUCUCAGUGGCCUCUCCAUUGAAGAAUAUAAGACCACCCUGAAGAUAAUCAAGCAAGCUAUUUUAGCUACAGACCUAGCACUGUACAUAAAGAGACGAGGAGAAUUUUUUGAACUUAUAAUGAAAAAUCAAUUCAAUUUGGAAGAUCCUCAUCAAAAGGAGUUGUUUUUAGCGAUGCUGAUGACAGCUUGUGAUCUUUCUGCAAUUACAAAACCCUGGCCUAUUCAACAACGGAUAGCAGAACUUGUUGCCACUGAAUUUUUUGACCAAGGAGACAGAGAGAGAAAAGAACUCAACAUAGAGCCCGCUGAUCUAAUGAACCGGGAGAAGAAAAACAAAAUCCCAAGUAUGCAAGUUGGAUUCAUAGAUGCCAUCUGCUUGCAACUGUAUGAGGCCUUGACCCAUGUGUCAGAGGACUGUUUCCCUUUGCUGGACGGCUGCAGAAAGAACAGGCAGAAAUGGCAGGCUCUUGCAGAACAGCAGGAGAAGACACUGAUUAAUGGUGAAAGCAGCCAGACCAAGCGGAACUGAGAGGCCUAUUCAUGCAGAGCUGAAGUUGACAGAUGGUGUCUUCUGCAGUAUGCCGAGUUUUGCUACAUACUGUACAGAUUUGGUGUAUACUUUGCCACUGCUGUAUUUUUAUUUUUGCACAAUUUUUGACAGCGUAGCAUGAAAUGUUUUUAGAGGACUAUUGCAUAUUUUCUGUACAUUUGUUUUAUGCCACUGAACUGAGAUUAUCAACACCACCCACUCUUAGCACGUGAAUAAGAGCACUGUUUGUAAUAUUUUGUGUACUGCAGGUACAAGUUGCAUUCUUGCACAGAGGCUAAUUUUGGGUUUGUUUGUUUUUUUCUGGGGAUUUUAAAUAAUUGGUUUUGUGUUUUCUGAAUUAUCAAUCUUUGAAGAAUGUUUAGAAUCUUUUCUUUCUUAAAAAUAGUCUAGGAGCAAACUGAAUAUAUUCUGUGACAUUUAAAACCUUCAUAGAACAGAGAAAAGUGUUGACUUUUAAAGCUUGUUGGAUUUUAAAAGGAAUGGGCUAUAUUUUUCAACACUUAUUACCUUAACGAAAGAAAGUUAAAACUCUAAACAAAUGGAAAGUACUAUAAGGCAGUAUUGUAAAGAAAAGACAUUACUUAAUUAAUUUGGUUUUUGUGUUGUUAGAGAACAGGCAAGAGAGAGAUUUCUUAUUUCAGUGCAAUACAUCCCAAAGGCUACCCAUAAAUGCUCACUUCGACCUAACAGACCUGGUAGAGAGCAGGAGGAGCCUGGGAAGAAGACCCAGCCCCUGAGUCUCGAGGGAUGAGCCUGCUGCAGAAAUGGAGUGGCCAGGACAGCCGUCAGGGAAGAGAACGCUCCACCGGAGGACACCCUGACAGUCAGGGUGUCACACACUGAGCUUCCUUUUCGUUCACCUCACGAGUCAUCGUUGUAAGUCAACACUUUAAAACACAACAAGCGAUCAUGGGCGCACAGGCCUGAAAUGAGCUGUGACCACUCAGGACAAGAGGGUAUGCACCCUAAACUGGCCCCUGAGCUCAUACUUGGUGGGAUUUACUUCUCAUAACUUUUAGUCCAUUUAGAAAAUGCUAAUGUUUUCUUAGAACUUGAGCUCAUUUAAUUGUAUUCCCACUGUACAUAUGUGCCCCUAAAGACACUUGUAUUCCAUAUGAGAGCAGUAGAUAACGAAGCGAGAAACUGGUUCCGGAAAAGAAAAUCUGCUCUAAAUGUGCAGUAAUGUUUGGACUUGGGGAAGAAUAGGAAGACAGGCGUUUCAUCUGUUCAUAUCCCUCCACAUCUCUGAAAAAAGUUUCUGAGUUUCUAUCACUGGUUUGGAUAGAAAAGCUCUUGGGGAUAUGAUAAUGCAGCAUAGAAGAAUUUUCACUAAAACAUAUUUUCCAUUUAUAUACAUUUUUUCCCUAAACAUCCUAAAAUUCAACAUAUAAGUUUUGAAAAUUCUAAGUGUGUAUAUGUAUCUUGACAUAAAGUAAUUUUAUUCUUACUCUUCAGUUAAAAAAAACACAAAACAUAUUGUAUUGCCAUCAUUUUGUAGUGGUAAGGGAGAGUCUAGAAGGUUAUCAGUUGUUUAAUGCAGUAUGUAUUACUGUUGUAAUACUUGUAACUUCAGCAUGUUAUUCUGUUUUUAAGUCAUACACAUGAGAUCUGAGAGUUUGCCUCUUGGUGGCACUGGUGUGUAACUUACACAGACUGUCACUAACAUAACAUAUCUUCAUACCAGGAUAUGCCUAUGCAUGCAUACACAAUUCCUUAGUACCGAAAAAUUGUUUGAAGAAUAGCAGUCUUUUCAGUAACCUAUCAUCUUUUUACCAUACACAUUGUGAUUUAGCAGCUAUGCUAAAAUCUGUAAUCAAAUAUUUCAGCAGUUUGUUCAGGGCUUCUCAUGUAUGUCAUUACAACUUUUACAUACAUAGUAGACUAUGUAUAGAGAAUUUGUAUGUAUGUCAUUUUAACAAGUAAGAUGAUAGAUUUAGAAAUUCUUGGCUUACUUUUAGAUAAUGGCUUAUUUUACUUUACUAGUUUAGAAACUGAAAGAAGUUGGGCAAUGCCAUACCUAUUUUAUCUUUGGGUAUUUUAGUUCAUACAGAAGAAGAGUGCUUCUUGAAGCCUGGUUAGUUGGUUCAAAUAAUUUUUAACUUUUAGGAAAAUCAUUCCAUACAUGGAUUAAUACCUGGUACAUGGACACAAAUUCUUAUGUGAAUAUUUCCUUUCCAGUAUCCUCUCAAGUUGGGGGAAUAUAUAUAUAUUCUCUCACCCUACCCUAUAUUUAUAUUACCUGUAACUAGCAAGAAAUUGUUCUAGAUUAGUUUGCUGUUGUUCUAGCUGAGUAACAUGAUACCAUUUCAUUUCAAUUUUCAGCCCCAGAAGUCCCCACUACUUUGCUAAGUUGUGAAUGAUGUCUGUAAGACUGCCUGCCUGGCCUUAUACUUUCACAGGAGUGGCCUUUGCCAGUCACUAACCCGUGUGAACUCGAGUUUCAGUGUCAUAACUGCUGUGAAUGUGAACCAGUUGUGCCGCUGAAGGAGUUGUGUUUGGGCUAAGCCUUCCCUGCAAGGGGGAUGUCACAGAGGACAGCUCCUGUGUCAGAGCUGGUGGGCCCUGGAGACCACUGUCGGAAAGGAGACGGCGGGCCCCAAAGCAAGGUGUCUAGUCCCAUAUGUUAUUUCCUAUGUUGAGUUUCCAAGACUGGGGAGGAAAAAAGUACAUUUCUUUGGCUCCUAGUGCAGAUCAUUAGUUGUGUGAGAUUUAGAGCUCUCUCAGCACCUCGCCUCAAGGUACAAACGCCACCGAUCUCCUUACUACAAGUAACAGUUUCCUCCCACGGGAGUGUUGGAGAUGAGAAAGCGUAUGACAGCGUACUGGAAAUAAUGGGUUGCGGGAGGAAACGGGUCACAGAUAUAUUCUCACCUAGCUGUGAAGUGCCUUUAUUUUCAGCACAGAGCACAAAUGUCAGACCAACUCCAAUUUGAUGUUCUGUUUCCCUGUGUUUUCCAUCAGAUUGUAGUCCUAAAACUUUACAGGCCAUCAGAAGAAAUGCUGUUUGUUUUGUUUUACAAGCUUGAUUUAAGAUGGGAUUGGGGGAAAGAGUAUAAUUGCUCUCCUCUCCUAGGAAUAAUUAUAGUUAAAACAAGGUAGUAUAACGCAGUGCUCAGCAUCCGACAUGCCUCAGUCCACCUUUUACUGAGCUUCUGCCACAUGUCAGGUACUGCACUCCACAGUGGAGACCAUGCAGCGACCUCACGGAGUUUGUAAGUCUCUGCAGGGAGUGCGGAUAAGAGACUCACCAGCUUCUGCUUCUGGCGAUUUAAUGUGAAAAUAUAGGGUACAGUUAUCACUUUCACUUAUAUGUAUUAUACAGUUUUUCAAGGACCUUCUUUACCUGGAACUUAUUAAGAAUCCGUCAGUGAACAUCCUGUCUUCCUAUAAGUAUGAAUCACUUAGCCUGUUGAUAGCUUAAAGAACACCUUAUGUUAAGUAUGGAGUCAUAUAUUCCACUGUAUAGAUUAUUUUUCCAUAUGCUAGCCAGGUAGAGAUUACUCAAGAGUUCUCUCAGACUGUUAAACUGCACACGGUUUUGGACCCCUUCUGCUCCACCGCAGGGAGCGAGGAAGAAAGUAUUAAAACUCACUUUGCCCUUCCCAUAUGCUUCUCAAAAGCCUAUGUAAACAUGUCUUAAUGAAUGUUGUUGAAAGCCAUGUAAAUAGUUAAAAACAUAAAUUUCUAAUACAGUUUAAGGGAAGAAAAGCUUAUGAAUUAUCACUAGCCACUUAAUAUCUAUUUCUUAUACCUUUUCAAUACAUUUGAACAAAUAUAUAGUUUCUAGCACUAUUUUUAUACUAGGAUAAAGAGUUAUUACUAUGUAUAUUAUGUUUAGCAUUUAAGUCAUUUUAAAUAAUUGUGAAUGUUGGUUUCUUGUCUUUCCUCUCCCCCACCAUGAAAACCAUUUCAUAUGACUUUGACAAAAUCACUUUAAAAGAACACUUACCCACUUAUGAUGCCAAUGAUCAGGGUGGUUUUUCCAUUGUGCAGACUCAUCACUUGUCAGCUGUUUCCUCAUUUUGCCAUGCUGUGUAAAAAUAAAAAGAAGAAUUAACAAGUAA